Molecule: messenger RNA, 864 nt
Organism: Ctenocephalides felis (cat flea)
Lineage: Eukaryota; Metazoa; Arthropoda; Insecta; Siphonaptera; Pulicidae
Product: elongation of very long chain fatty acids protein AAEL008004-like
Exons: 6
Coding region: 67-864 (265 amino acids)
Biological process (GO): fatty acid elongation, monounsaturated fatty acid; sphingolipid biosynthetic process; fatty acid elongation, saturated fatty acid
Cellular component (GO): endoplasmic reticulum membrane
Molecular function (GO): fatty acid elongase activity
Source: RefSeq, a predicted model, not a curated record
GAUCUAUAUUGACUCUGGUGAAAAUAAUUCAAAACAAUGUCUCUAAUUCAUUACUAUAAUUACUACAUGUAUGAAUUAUCAGAUAAGCGGACAAUUGAUUGGCCGUUGGUGUCACCAAUUUCACUAUGCACAGUACUAGGAGUAUAUUUUUACACAGUGUUUUCAUGGGGACCGGCUUACAUGUCUUUACGAAAACCUUGUAGCCUCAAAGCAGUAUUGGCUAUUUAUAAUUUGGGACAAGUUGUGGCUUGCUUUGCUCUCAUACACGGGAUUCUUCAUUCGGGAUGGUUAACAACGUACAGCAUGGGUUGCCAACCGGUGGACACAUCUACAUCGCCGGAGGCAAUGCGAGCAGCAUCCAUGAUGUGGUGGAUGUAUAUGCUAAAAAUUGUCGAAUUGGUUGAGACCGUAUUUUUCGUUCUGCGAAAAAAACAGAAUCAGGUGUCAGCCCUUCAUGUUUAUCAUCAUGUCUCCAUGGUUUUACUAGCAUGGAUUGGAGUCAAAUAUUUUCCAGGAGGCAUGAUCACAUUUUCCGUAAUGCUGAAUUGUGUCGUUCAUAUUCUUAUGUACACAUAUUACUUCUUGGCUUUGGCGGGCCCAGCAAUGCAGAAUAAACUAAGCUGGUGGAAGAGGUCGUUAACCAUCGUUCAAAUGAUCCAAUUCUGCAUUAUUUUGAUUCAUUCCAGCCAAGCAUUGAAAGAAGAUUGCAAAAUAUCUAAAUUCCUUGUCUUAUUAUUCAUGCCAAAUGUCGUUAUCAUAUUCUAUAUGUUCUACGACUUUUACCAAAAAGCUUACGCGCCCAAAAAGUCCAGGAGCGUAACCACAAAUGGUUCAGUAAGCUCGAAUGGAUUAAAAAGCCAUUGA